AUGGAGCUGGAGGAAGCCGCUGCCUCCUCGUCCUCCUCUUUCACGCCGCGGGUGCGCAAGGCCCGGAGGAGCCGCUCCAACGGGGAGAGCAAAAAGUCUCCCGCCAGUUCCCGGGUCACUCGGAGCUCCGGCCGGCAGCCGACCCUCCUGAGCAUGUUCUCCAAAGGGUCCACCAAGCGGAAAUCAGAGGAGGUCAAUGGGGAGGUGAAGCAGGAAGUGAUAAACGUGGAGAAGGAGGAAGAGGAGCUGGAGGAGAAGGAACAAGAUGAGAAGAGGAUUAGAAUCGAGACCAAAGAAGGGUUGGAGGUGAAAGAUGAACUGACUCUGAUUAAAACCCCACCACCCGUUAAAACCACCCCUCCCAAGUGCAUCGACUGCCGGCAGUACCUGGACGAUCCCGACCUCAAGUUCUUCCAAGGGGAUCCCGAUGAUGCCCUGGAGGAGCCCGAGAUGCUGACGGACGAGCGCUUGUCCCUCUUUGAUGCCAAUGAGGAUGGCUUUGAGAGCUAUGAGGACCUGCCGCAGCACAAGGUCACCUCCUUCAGCGUCUAUGACAAGAGAGGCCACUUGUGCCCCUUUGACACUGGCCUGAUCGAGAGGAACAUCGAGUUGUACUUCAGUGGGGCUGUGAAGCCCAUCUAUGACGACAACCCUUGUCUGGAUGGUGGGGUGAGAGCCAAGAAGUUGGGUCCCAUAAACGCCUGGUGGAUCACGGGCUUCGAUGGAGGGGAGAAGGCUUUGAUCGGCUUCACCACAGCCUUCGCGGAUUACAUCCUGAUGGAGCCCAGCGAGGAGUACGCGCCCAUCUUCGCCCUCAUGCAAGAGAAGAUCUACAUGAGCAAGAUCGUGGUGGAGUUCCUGCAGAACAACCGCGACGUCAGCUACGAGGACCUGCUCAACAAGAUCGAGACCACGGUCCCCCCCGCGGGGCUCAACUUCAACCGCUUCACAGAGGACUCGCUCCUGCGCCAUGCCCAGUUCGUGGUGGAGCAAGUGGAAAGCUACGAUGAAGCUGGGGACAGCGACGAACCCCCCGUCCUCAUCACCCCCUGCAUGAGGGACCUCAUCAAGUUGGCUGGAGUCACCCUGGGGAAGAGGCGAGCUGUGCGGCGCCAGGCCAUCCGCCACCCCACCAAGAUAGACAAGGAUAAAGGGCCCACCAAAGCCACCACCACCAGGCUGGUGUACCUCAUCUUCGACACCUUCUUCUCGGAGCAGAUCGAGAAGGAUGAGAAAGAAGACGACAAGGAGAACGCCAUGAAGCGCCGGCGCUGCGGGGUCUGCGAGGUCUGCCAGCAGCCCGAGUGUGGGAAGUGCAAAGCGUGCCAGAACAUGGUGAAGUUUGGGGGCAGCGGCCGCAGUAAACAGGCCUGUCUGCAGAGGAGAUGUCCCAACCUGGCCGUGCGGGAAGCCGAUGAGGACGAGGAGGUGGAUGAUAACAUCCCUGAGAUGCCGUCGCCCAAGAAGAUGCUGCAGGGCAGGAAGAAGAAGCAGAACAAGAGCCGCAUCUCCUGGGUGGGGGAGCCCAUCAAGAGCGAUGGGAAGAAGGACUAUUACCAGAGGGUCUGCAUUGACUUGGAGACCCUGGAGGUGGGAGACUGUGUCUCUGUCAGCCCUGAUGAUCCCACCAAGCCCCUCUACCUCGCCAGGGUGACAGCCAUGUGGGAGGACAGCAGCGGCCAGAUGUUCCACGCACACUGGUUCUGCCCUGGCUCCGACACUGUCCUGGGGGCCACCUCUGAUCCCCUGGAGCUCUUCUUGGUGGACGAGUGCGAGGACAUGCAGCUCUCCUACAUCCAUGGCAAAGUCAACGUCAUCUACAAGGCACCCUCGGAGAACUGGUCCAUGGAGGGUGGGCUGGACAUGGAGAUCAAGAUGGUGGAAGACGAUGGGAGAACUUACUUCUAUCAGAUGUGGUACGACCAGGAGUACGCUCGCUUCGAGUCGCCACCGAAAACCCAGCCCACAGAGGACAACAAGUACAAGUUCUGCAUGAGCUGCACACGCCUGGAUGAGGUGAGGCACAAGGAGAUACCCAAAGUGGCCGAGCCGCUGGAGGAAGGUGAUGGGAAGAUGUUCUAUGCUGUGGCCACCAAGAAUGGGGUGCAGUACCGGGUGGGAGAUGGUGUCUACCUCCUGCCAGAAGCCUUCUCCUUCAGCAUGAAACCCGCCAGCCCGGCCAAGCGCCCCAAGAAGGAGGCGGUGGACGAGGAGCUGCACCCAGAGCACUACCGCAAGUACUCGGAGUACAUCAAGGGCAGCAACCUGGAUGCUCCGGACCCGUUCCGCGUGGGCCGCAUCAAGGAGAUCUUCUGCCACCUGCGGAGCAACGGGAAACCCAACGAGGCCGACAUCAAGCUGCUCAUCUGCAAGUUCUACAGACCUGAGAACACGCACAAGUCCAUGAAGGGCAGUUACCACGCGGACAUCAACCUCUUGUACUGGAGCGAUGAGGAGACCACGGUCGACUUCCGUGCGGUGCAGGGCCGGUGCACGGUGGUGUACGGGGAGGACCUGACCGAGAGCAUCCAGGACUACUCCGCCGGUGGGCUUUUUUUUUCUGCUUACAACGCCAAAACCAAGAGCUUUGAGGAUCCUCCCAACCACGCUCGGAACUCCGGCAAUAAAGGGAAGGGGAAGGGGAAAGGGAAAGGUGAGUCUGCUGGAGGGGGCUGGGCUGGGCUGGGUGAACCGCUGCCCAAGCUGGGGACCCUGGACGUGUUCUCGGGCUGCGGAGGCUUGUCCGAGGGCUUCCACCAGGCAG
This is a messenger RNA of Nestor notabilis (Kea), 2764 nucleotides long. RefSeq names its product DNA (cytosine-5-)-methyltransferase 1 (gene DNMT1). Gene Ontology annotation, molecular function: chromatin binding; zinc ion binding; DNA binding. NCBI's taxonomy places the organism in Eukaryota, Metazoa, Chordata, Aves, Psittaciformes, Psittacidae. The record is from RefSeq and is a predicted model, not a curated record. The annotation marks the transcript as partial. Gene Ontology annotation, cellular component: nucleus. The transcript has 22 exons.